Messenger RNA from Lathyrus sativus (Indian pea), 2208 nucleotides. The record is from the annotation of a GenBank genome assembly. NCBI's taxonomy places the organism in Eukaryota, Viridiplantae, Streptophyta, Magnoliopsida, Fabales, Fabaceae.
AUGGAGGAUGGGAAUUAUGCAAGUGGAUUAUGGAGAACGAAAUCGGAGCAACUAGAAUCAGUGGCGGAAGAUUUGAACUCGACGCCGGGAUCGAGCGAGUCGAUAAGAGUGGCGGACGGUGGUAGCGGGAGUCUUACAAGGAAGUCGAGGAGGGCGUCGCCGGGCGGAAGAAACACGCACAUAAGGAAGGCGAGAAGCGCUCAAACGUCUUUGAAAGUUGAGUUGGAUGAGGUUAACAGCGGUGCUGCUCUUAGUAGAGCUUCGAGUUUGGGACUCUCGUUCUCUUUUACUGGAUUUUCUGUUCCUCUUGAUGAAAUCAGUAGCUCCAAACCAUUCAGUGAUGAUGAAGACAUACCUGAGGAUAUUGAAGCUGGAAUCCAUAAGCCAAAGUUUCACACUGAACCUACUCUCCCAAUAUAUCUAAAGUUCACGGAUGUGACAUACAAGGUAGUGCUCAAAGGCAUGACAAAGAGUGUUGACAAAGAUAUCUUGAAAGGGAUCACUGGUUGUGUAAAUCCAGGAGAAGUUUUAGCAUUGAUGGGUCCCUCAGGAAGUGGAAAAACAUCUUUGUUGAAUCUAAUUGGAGCUAGGUUACAUCAACCAACAGUUGGUGGAUCUAUUACUUACAAUGAUAGACCAUAUUCCAAGUCCCUAAAAAGCAGGAUUGGAUUUGUGACACAAGAUGAUGUUUUGUUUCCUCACCUAACUGUUAAAGAAACAUUGACAUACGCAGCUCGUUUAAGGUUGCCAAAAACAUUAACCAGAGAGCAGAAGGAAAAAAGAGCUUUAGAUGUUAUCUAUGAGCUAGGCUUGGAGAGGUGCCAAGACACUAUGAUAGGAGGUUCCUUUGUUCGAGGAGUAUCCGGUGGAGAGAGGAAGAGAGUUUGUAUUGGCAAUGAGAUCAUAAUCAACCCUUCACUUUUGUUUCUUGAUGAACCAACAUCUGGGUUGGAUUCUACAACUGCCUUGAGAAUAGUUCAAAUGCUACAUGACAUAGCUGAGGCUGGUAAGACGAUAGUGACAACAAUCCAUCAACCAUCAAGCAGACUAUUUCACAAAUUCGAUAAGUUAAUCCUUUUGGGAAAAGGGAACUUGCUUUAUUUUGGAAAAGCAUCAGAAGCAAUGGACUACUUCAAGUUUAUAGGGUGUUCUCCUCUCAUUACCAUGAACCCAGCAGAGUUUUUAUUGGAUCUUGCAAAUGGAAACAUGAGUGAUAUUUCUGUACCAUCAGAGUUAGAGGAUAAAGUUCAUAUCGAAAACGCAGAAGCUGAAACGUCCAAUGGGAAACCAUCAGCCGCAGUUGUACAAGAGUAUCUAGUGGAGGCAUAUGAGACUAAAGUAGCAGCAACUGAGAAGAAAAAGAUAUUGGUUCCGAUUCCUCUUGAUGAAGAAAUGAAGUCUAAGGUUUAUUCACGUAAUCGACAAUGGGGAGCGAGUUGGUUAGAGCAAUACUCAAUAUUGUUUACUAGAGGAUUCAAAGAACGUAGACAUGACUAUUUCAGCUGGUUGAGAAUCACACAAGUUCUAUCCACUGCAGUCAUUCUAGGACUACUUUGGUGGCAAUCAGAUGCUAGCAACCCAAAGGGUCUUCAAGACCAGGCAGGAUUGCUUUUCUUUAUAGCGGUGUUUUGGGGAUUUUUUCCCGUGUUCACUGCAAUAUUCACAUUUCCUCAAGAAAGAGCAAUGUUGAAUAAGGAAAGAGCAACAGAUAUGUACAGAUUAAGUGCAUACUUUGUGGCUAGAACAACAAGUGACCUUCCAUUAGACCUUGUAUUACCAGUACUCUUCCUCCUAGUUGUUUAUUUCAUGGCUGGUUUGAGACUCAGUGCAGGACCCUUUUUCCUUAGUAUCCUUACUGUUUUUCUCUGCAUUGUAGCAGCUCAGGGACUUGGCCUCGCUAUCGGGGCGACACUAAUGGACUUAAAAAGAGCAACAACGUUGGCUUCGGUCACUGUCAUGACUUUCAUGUUAGCUGGUGGUUUCUUUGUAAAGAAUGUCCCUAUAUUCAUAUCUUGGAUUCGGUAUCUAUCUUUCAACUACCACACAUACAAGCUUUUGCUGAAGGUGCAAUAUGAACACAUUACACCUAGCAUAAACGGGAUCAGAAUUGACAGUGGUAUGAAUGAGGUUAUUGCUUUGAUAGCUAUGGUAUUUGGUUACCGUUUAUUGGCAUAUUUUUCUCUGCGGUGGAUGAAAGUUCAACCAUAG